AUGGAUCGUCUUCGUCGUUCUAAGCAGUCCUCCAGCGAGGAGUCCCCUGUUUCUGCAAGUUCCUCCUUUGUUGCCGAUAUGAACCUGACCAAUCACCUCUCCACUCUGUUGGACAGGGAGCACAAUGAUAUGGUCGUUCGAGAGCUGAAUCUUCUCGAUGCCACCAUUUCCCCGGAGAACAUCCUCCUGAAAGUGCUCACCCCAGAGUCGUUUACGAGUACCGCCUCCUCUUUCGCCCGUCUCCAGCAGAGCCAACAGCUCCUGAGCUCCGUCGGAUAUCGUGCCAUUGGCUUUGGCCAGUGUGGCCUUGUCUUUGAAAGGCCUGGCCGAGGGUAUGUUCUGAAAAUUGCCAAGACGUCAUAUGAAGACAGCCUUUGGGCCGAUUUCAAGGCCCAUUACAGUAUCAGCCAGGCUUUCCAAAAGCAUCAGAACUCUAGCCAACCAAUGGAAUGCCGCGUUCCACAGCUGUUCUCUUAUGUUACAAAGGAAAACGACCUGUGGUGGAACGAAAAUAAACUGUUUUUCAGCACUACGCAUGAAUCAGUGUCGUUCCCGGCAAUGACAUUGAUCUCUCAGCGGAUCCUCCCUUUACCAAAAAUUGCUCGUGAGGCCCUCAUCAACAAGUACUGCCCAGAACCAUCUCGAACCCUUGUGGCUGCCAAUCCGACUAAUCGUGACUGUCUUGCUCGGGUUUACCUCGGUCGCCGUCGAGUCACAACUACUCCAUCUGCAAACUUCACCCUGCGAAACUUCAAUUUACAUCUUGAUCAGAUGAUUGACCUCGGCCUUCCUAUCAACAAGAUGGCUGGUGCUAUGGGUGAAGCUUUAGCUCUCGUCCACUGGGCUGCCCAUGUUGACGGGUAUGAUAUUGAAUUUGUUUUAGGAAGUGAAGGCUAUACAACCUACGCACGGGAUGUUUCAUGUAUUUUGAAUAUGUCCCCAGAGCAGGUAGCAGCACUGUCUCCCCACACAGAUAUCGAGUCUGUGAUGUCCGUCAAUUUCAAGCAGCGUACGACCCGUUUAUGGAUGCUAGACUUCAACUUGUGCAAUAUCUGGGACGAAUCCGUCGCCCUGGCGAGCCCCGAGGCACUGGUAUCGCAUCUAGUGAUGUCCUUUUUCGAGAAUGACCCUUAUUACCCACUUCCAUUAAUGGAAGGUGACUUAGAACAAGAAAUUUGGGCAGUGUUCAUUACGCAAUAUCUCCUGAUGGCAACCAGUGUUUUGAAUGGAAAGGAUCCAAGGCUCGCAACUCUUCCUUUGAAAUUCGUUGAUGGCUGUAUUGAGAGGGAACGGGAGAGUAUCAGCAAGGGUCUUGGUCACGGCCACCGCGAUUUCAAGCAGUGA
This is a messenger RNA of Penicillium pulvis, 1344 nucleotides long. Its product is annotated as zinc finger protein. The transcript has a single exon. The coding region runs from base 1 to 1344 and encodes 447 amino acids. Lineage: Eukaryota; Fungi; Ascomycota; Eurotiomycetes; Eurotiales; Aspergillaceae. The record is from RefSeq and is a predicted model, not a curated record.